Gambusia affinis (western mosquitofish) is the source of this 1712-nucleotide messenger RNA. RefSeq lists its product as uncharacterized. The record is from RefSeq and is a predicted model, not a curated record. Lineage: Eukaryota; Metazoa; Chordata; Actinopteri; Cyprinodontiformes; Poeciliidae. The transcript has 7 exons. Bases 1 to 1284 code for a protein of 427 amino acids.
AUGAACUGCUUCAGCUGCGCUGCGGCUCCUGGACUCAGGUUCCUGCCCGCUCCUGACCAGGUGUCCGCUGGACGCUGCACACCUGGCUGGAGUCGCAGCAGCUGGGAAGUCGGAGCGCAGCGGGUCUGCUGGGGAGUCCAGCCAGGAUUAAAGAUCCGGUUUUACCAGCAGAUGGCGCUCUCAGCAGGAGGAAACCAGAGCGAGAAGCCAGGCGGGUCCAGGUCUCUGCAGCCUCAGGAGCUCGGACCCCGCUCCAUGUCCUCCGGCUGUCCGCGCCGGCGCGCCGCGGCCGCUGGAGCUCCGCUGCUGGGGAAACUUCCAGGUAAAGUGCGGCUCUGCGGACCGCAGCCUGUAAACCUGACCUCCGGGGAGGGGAAGAAAUCCGAGCAGCUCCGAGCAGAAAUUCAAUCCGAGGCGACAGCCACCGAGCGCGGCUCCGAGCGGCUCAUCGCCCCGCCAGCAGGAGGAGGCAGGCGGAGCUGGAAGGUGGAGGAGAGGAGAGAGAGGAAGGGGGCGUUCAUGCAGCCGCCUCCCCGCUGCACAGGUUCUGGAGUCCAGAGCAGAACCCUGGUCAAUGUGGUUCUGGACCGGAUGUGUCCGCUGCAUGAUGACGUCACUGGGCUGAAACAUUCAUCUACCUGCCUGCGUCCCGGAAACACUGGAGACCAGCGUGGCCCCCUGCAAAUAAACGGCCAUCACCAUGACAACGGCGAUGGAAAGUCGAGCAGGAUGUUGGUCAUGGCAACAGUGGCAGGCGGCCAGAGCAACAGACCGGUUCGGCCCAGGACCGGUUCGGCCCAGGACCCAACGAAACGGUUUCAUGAGAGGCAGAGAGCGACGGCCGCCGCAGAUCCGUAUGGAAACAUCCACACUCAGAGUUUGAUGUUUCCUCCACAACCAACCAGCAGCCAGAACCAGCCUGCUGCCUCUUACUGGUUCCUGACUGGUGGAAACUGGCCGACGUCUGGGAGAAAAUCAAAUGAUUUAAACUUCUGGUGCAGAAAAAGCUUCAGAAGUGAAAAGUUCAGUCUGAUGUUAAACAUGAUGCUGAACCUGCUGCUGGAGAUGGAAACCUCUUCAAACAUGUUGGAGCCUCUGCUGAACACGGACAGCAGUGGGAGGAGUCUGGAUGUGCGGCGCUGGCGAGAGGAGUCGGGGGUCCUGCUGGGGAGGAUCUGGUUCCUAUGGCAACUAAUGAGCCACUCUGGGAGCGGGGUCAUGCAUGUAGCACAUGAGGUCAGAGAGCCGCAGCUGAGCAGGAGGAUGAGGAGGGUGAGACGAUGAAGAAACCAGAAACUGAAAAAAGACGAGGAAGAGGAGUCAGAAGUCUGAGCCGCUCCAGAGAGACGGUGAUGAGUGAGGCGUCUGUCCGGACACGUCCGCCCGCCCAAAGCAAUUCCAGAGGCGACGAAAAGGCUGAGAGGUGGAAACAGAGGCGUGUUGGAGGAGCCUCCGCCCAGCUGCCUCCUCCUUACACCACCAGCACCACCAGCACCUCCAGCAGCAGGAGACCCAGUUACUAACUGGGACAUUUUAUAGGCCAGGCGGAAAAAACUCAGGACUAAAACAGGUAACAGAGAAAUCCUGCAGACUGCAAACAGUAAAAACAAUAAAAACAAUAAAGACAAUGAAAACAAUGGAAACAAUGAAGACCUCAUCAUCGUCAUUAUCAUCAUCAUCAUCAUCAUCAUCACGGUUCAUCAUCAUCAUCA